AUGUCGAGCGGGAUGGAGAUGGUCGAACGUAAAUCUAAUCUCAGUUCCUUGCCGCCGCGGUCGCCGGAGAUCGGACAGAAGCGGCGAGCGAGCGUGGAGACGCGAUGGACGAGCGCGAGAGGGAAGGAGAGCAAGCGCGCGCGCGCGAGACCGCCGGCGAGCGAGUGGGAUUUGGGGGUGCUGAGUGAGCUGCCGACCGAGGUUCUGGAGCUGGUGUUAUUAAAUCUCCAGGCGCGAGAUCUUGCGGUGGUGGGGGCUACGUGCGCGUACUUCAACGCGAGCGGGAUCAUCGAGCGCGUGGCUGCGGCGCGGCUGGAGCGCGUGCCUCGCGCGGACGCGUUGGUGCUCACGAAGAGAGAUUCGUACUUAAAGGCGUGGCAUCACUGCACCGUGAGCGAACAGGCGGAGCGAGCGAGCGCGAACGUCUCGCUCGGGCAGUUCCACACCGCAUGCGUGGUGACGGACGCCGAGGGGGACAAAGUGGGAACGACGAUAGCCACAUUCGGACGCGGCUUUCACGGACAGCUCGGUUUGGGAUCGUACGAUAACCACGCAGCGCCCGCGUUCGUGCGAAUGGGAGACGAAUUAGCGCGUGGGCAUGAUUCAGACGAUGAACAUUUCGAAGGCGUCGACUCCAUCGCUCUCGGUGGUUCGCACUGUGUCGCCUUAAGCAGAGACGGUGGCGUCAUCUCUUGGGGACUGGCCAGCUCAGGCGAGCUCGGAUACACGGGCAACACGCCGAUCGAGGUCAACGUGCCAAGAAGAGUGUUCGUUGGUAUCGAUAUCUGCACCAAAAUCACGCAAGUAACCACCGGAUCCAAUCAUACGAUGGCCAUCGAUGAGUUUGGCCGACUGUUCGCGUGUGGCCGCGGUCGCCACGGGCAGCUCGGACACGGCACGUUUCGUGACGCCGCUCCGUUCAGCCGCGUUGAAGCCUUGAAAGGAAUGCAUGUCGUAAGUGCGGUGUGUGGUGGUUCACACAGCGUUUGCAUCACCUCUGAUGGCAACGUCUGGGCUUGGGGAGACUGUCGAUAUGGUCAACUCGGUUUGGGUGACCUUACCUUUGCCGCCGCUGCGGGCUGGAACAACGGCGUUCCGUGGCCGUGCCUCGUUGAAUCUUUGAACGAUAUGGAUGAGCCCGUGGCGAGCGUCUCUGCGGGAGGUGCGCAUUCUAUCUUCGUCACUGCAGGUGGACGCAUGUUUGUGUGCGGACGCGGUAAGCACGGCGCGCUUGGCGUUGGAAAGAAUCCUUUCCUCACCAUUGGGCCGCCCACGAGCGCGUGCGGAAACCGACUGACGCCCGAGGCAGUGAAUAUUCAUCAUUUCGUCCGGCGCGCGGACGGAUCGGUGGAUCAGAAUCGAGUUCAACAAUGCUCAUGCGGUCCGCGAUGCCGCGUCGCGGUCGCCGCCGCCGGUGCGACGCAUUCGUGCUGUCUCACGGCGUGCGGUGGCGUGUUCACCACGGGUGAGAACUCGUACGGGCAGCUCGGACACGGCGACAAGAAAUCGACGUUUGUGUUCACGCGCGUCGAGGCUUUGCGGGGAAAGCGUGUGAUCACUGUCGCUUCCGGACACAACCACACUGGUGCGAUGGUGGAGAACACGGACGGUUCAAACAGCCUGUACACGUGGGGCCGCGGUGACUGGGGCCAGCUCGGAACUGGCAACAUGCGCUCGUACACGACUCCCCAGGAAGUUAAAGGAUUCAACGUGGCGCCGCCGCGUCCGGAGAGCGAAAUUCUGAUGUACAAACAAAACCUAGACUCAGCCGAAGAGUCUGAAAACGGCGAUUCCGAUAGCGAGAGUGAAUUUUAG
Ostreococcus tauri is the source of this 1815-nucleotide messenger RNA. Its product is annotated as Regulator of chromosome condensation, RCC1. Lineage: Eukaryota; Viridiplantae; Chlorophyta; Mamiellophyceae; Mamiellales; Bathycoccaceae. The transcript has a single exon. The record is from RefSeq and is a predicted model, not a curated record. The coding region runs from base 1 to 1815 and encodes 604 amino acids. Gene Ontology annotation, molecular function: protein binding.